This is a messenger RNA of Cyanidioschyzon merolae strain 10D, 933 nucleotides long. RefSeq lists its product with no specific name. NCBI's taxonomy places the organism in Eukaryota, Rhodophyta, Bangiophyceae, Cyanidiales, Cyanidiaceae. Gene Ontology annotation, molecular function: hydrolase activity. Bases 1 to 933 code for a protein of 310 amino acids. The transcript has a single exon. The record is from RefSeq and is a predicted model, not a curated record.
AUGGUAUUGAGCAAUACUGCGUUUCUGGCAUUGCCAUCAACGCCCGUGCGGCAUCGAGGUCAUCGUUCUUGUUGUUCAAGGCGACCGCAGGCGGUGAAUUGGUUGCAGCGGACUCGAGCGUGUGCAGCGUCGUCAGGCCGCAACCCAGCGUUCAGCGCUGGAACGUCACAAACGGCAGUGUUGCCGCUUACGCGUGCCAUUCUGUUUGACUGCGACGGAGUCUUAGCUGAUACUGAAAGAGACGGUCAUAGAGUAGCGUUUAACCGCGCCUUUCGCGAGUUUCGUAUCGAUGAAGAGAAGGCCACCUGGGACGUCAACCUCUACGGCCAGUUGUUGGAAGUCGGUGGCGGGAAGGAGCGCAUGACAGCACACUUCAACGAAGUUGGUUGGCCGGACGUCGCGCGAACCCCAGAUGAUCAGCGUGAGCUGGUACAGCGAUUGCACAAACGAAAGACGGAAAUUUUCAUGAAAAUGGUGGACGCCGGAGAGAUACCGCUGCGCGUCGGGGUUGCGAGCCUUAUUCAGCGGGCUUUUGAACGUUCCGACAUGCGCGUGGCUGUCUGUAGCACUUCGAAUGAGGAGGCAGUACAGGCAAUUGUGAACUUGCUGGGUCCAGAUAUUGCUCCGAGAAUACGAGUAUUCGCGGGUGAUGUGGUCCCGCGGAAAAAGCCCGCCCCGGAUAUUUACCUGUUAGCGAUAGAGCAGAUGCGAUUGGAUCCAAACCACACCGUUGUGAUUGAGGACUCUGCCAUUGGCGUGAAAGCCGCGAAAGCAGCUGGAUUAUGCUGCCUCGUGACAAAGAGUGCUUACACGCGUUUUGAGAGCUUCGAAGGCGCCGACGCUGUGAUCGAUGCGUUGCCCAAGGACGGUACAGAGGCACUACGCCUGCUCGAUCAAGUGCUCGUGGCGAGAAGGGCAGCAAAACGGUUCUAA